CUUUGGUCUUUCCAUAUAAAGAAUUAAAAUUGCAUCACAUAUAACUCUUCUACGAAUCUAAAAACAGCUUUGUCAAGUUCUUCAUCUUCUACUUCCUUUUCUCCUUACUAUUCACUCCUAUAAUCUUCAAGUGAAAGAAACCCUAAUAAAUAUUUUUAGGAAAUUAAUAUUAAGAUGGGAAGAGGAAAGAUUGCAAUUAGAAGGAUUGACAAUUCAACAAGUAGGCAAGUGACUUUCUCAAAAAGAAGAAAUGGAUUGUUGAAGAAAGCAAAAGAGUUAUCAAUUCUUUGUGAUGCUGAAGUUGGAUUGAUUGUCUUUUCCAGCACUGGAAAGCUUUAUGAUUAUUCAAGCACUAGCAUGAAAUCUGUUAUUGAUCGCUAUAACAAACAGAAAGAGGAACAACACCAGCUAAUGAAUCCUGCUUCAGAAGUCAAGUUUUGGCAGACAGAAGCAGCAAGCCUGAGACAACAACUGCAGUACUUGCAAGAAAGCCAUAGGCAAUUGAUGGGUGAAGGACUUGCUGGUUUGGGUAUUAAAGAACUGCAAAAUCUGGAAAACCAGCUGGAGAUUAGUCUAAAGGGUGUUCGAAUGAAAAAGGAUCAUAUUUUGACUAAUGAGAUCAAAGAACUACACCAAAAGGGAUCUCUUGUUCAUCAAGAAAAUGUAGAACUCCAUAAGAAGAUGGACCUUGUCCAAAAAGAAAAUGCAGAGCUACUGAAGAAGGUUUAUGAAGCAAGGAGUACAAAUGAAGAAAAUGCAACAAGCAAUCUUUCAUGCACUAUCAGAAACGGAUUUGAUUUACAUGCACCUAUCAGUCUCCAGCUAAGCCAGCCACAGCCUCAAUACAGUGAACCAGCAGCCAAAGCCAUGAAAUUAGGGUAUUCCCUUAAACUGAUGAUGUACAACAUAUAGCUUCAGUGUACACCUUUUCUUUCUAAUUUCUUCAAAAACUAAACACCUAAAUUCUGAACCAGAUUACAGCUGCAUUAGCAAGAACUGUUCGAUAAUCACCUAUGCUUUCAAUUCUGAAAAGUUGUCACGAACCAGUUCAAACAUAUAAUCAUGCUGAUAUGUGUGGGAUCUUGUAGUUCAACAACCACAUUGUUCAAUUCAACAGAAUAGAGUAUGAUAUUUCCUAUCAAGAAGCUUACAAUUGCUAUUAAGGAUCAGACAUAAUGAUUGCCUCUGUAAAUUUUAUGAAAUAAAGAUAUCAAUGAUUGUGCCUUGUGUUGUUUUA
Molecule: messenger RNA, 1237 nt
Organism: Trifolium pratense (red clover)
Lineage: Eukaryota; Viridiplantae; Streptophyta; Magnoliopsida; Fabales; Fabaceae
Product: MADS-box transcription factor 23-like
Exons: 8
Coding region: 175-912 (245 amino acids)
Biological process (GO): positive regulation of transcription by RNA polymerase II
Cellular component (GO): nucleus
Molecular function (GO): protein dimerization activity; RNA polymerase II cis-regulatory region sequence-specific DNA binding; DNA-binding transcription factor activity, RNA polymerase II-specific
Source: RefSeq, a predicted model, not a curated record